This is a messenger RNA of Paracoccidioides lutzii Pb01, 342 nucleotides long. RefSeq lists its product as hypothetical. The transcript has 2 exons. The coding region runs from base 1 to 342 and encodes 113 amino acids. The record is from RefSeq and is a predicted model, not a curated record.
AUGUCUGCUCAUCGCCGACAGAUCUACUUCGACCCGGCAGCAGUGCGAAUCGUUGGAAACCGAGCUUGCCAAGGGUGCGCUGAAAUUCCACCAAAGCCUAGUUACCCCACUAUAGCCGACCUCCUCUUCACCCGCUUAACGAACUUGCCCGCGAGUUGUGAAUUGCCGGCCUUUAUGGAAAAUAUGAAGGGCUUUCAAAAGCGGCCAGAGAACAAUCAAUUAGUUACUCUUUAUGCCGCUACCGACGGGAAUCAUGAAAGAGCCGUUGCGUUCAUGGCAAAGGUGCUACAGAUAUCUGCGGAAAUUUACGUCCCUCGAUUCCUAGAUGGAGCCACCCACUAG